Messenger RNA from Ruditapes philippinarum (Manila clam), 4730 nucleotides. RefSeq names its product zinc finger protein 91-like. The record is from RefSeq and is a predicted model, not a curated record. NCBI's taxonomy places the organism in Eukaryota, Metazoa, Mollusca, Bivalvia, Venerida, Veneridae. The transcript is spliced from 6 exons. Bases 567 to 4154 code for a protein of 1195 amino acids.
UCCGGAAGUUAUCUUGAAUUGCUUGAACGAAUACUGGAAAAUAGUUAGCUAUGUGCUAAUUACUUUGACAAUAUCGGUAUAUUUAAUUUGAAUGAUUGAUUAUCGAUACAAUACUUUCAAGUGAAAAUCAAAUAAUAAAUAGAGUACUUCCGGGUGUCUAUAUAAAUUUAAUUAGAUCUUUCAAGCAAUUAGAUAGUACCGGAAAUAAUUUUCAAUGUUUUAGUAAAUUUAAUAUCAAUCUUGCACUUAUAAAAGCGUCAAUUCGUUUGUGCUUGGACACCAUUACAUUCUAUCUUGACUUUGUUACUUAAACAUUUCAGACAUAUUUCACCACGAUUUAUCUCCAGUUGAAAGAAUAAUAUCACCAGGAAAACUCUCCUAUUUUGGGGUUAAGAAAUCGAGACAUCAAGAAACCCAGUGGUAAAAUUCGCACGAAUACAGAACACGUACAAGUUUUAGAUUGUCAUAUCUGUAUAAACAAUACUACGAAUAGAAGUUAUUUGAAAGGAAUCUUAUUGAGAGGACAUAUUUGUGACCAAAAUAAAUAUACUGGUUAACAUUUGACAAUGCACACUGGAGAAGAAUAUAGAUGUGGAGUAUGUGAAAGAUCAUUUACUAAUGAACAAACUCUUAAAAAACAUAUGAUAUUACACACCAGAGAUACAAGUUUUCAAUGCGAAAUCUGUGAAAAAUCAUUUUCUCAUCAACGUUAUUUGAAAGAGCAUUUAACAAUACACACAGGAGAAAAACAAUAUGAAUGCAAAAUAUGUGACAAAUCAUUUCCUCGAAAUAAAUAUCUUAAACGACAUAUGAGAAUUCAUACAGGAGAGAAAAAUCAUCAAUGCAAAAUCUGCGAUAAGUCAUUUUCUGUAAAAAGUACUUUUGACAGACAUAUGAGAGCACAUACGGGCGAGAAGAAAUACCGAUGUAAAAUAUGUGACAAAUCAUUUGCUGAUAACCAUACUUUCCAAGGACAUAUGACGAUACACACAGGCUUAGGGAAAUAUAAAUGUGAAAUAUGUGAAAAAUCCUAUCCACAUUCUACUUCUCUUAAAUUACAUAUGGCGAUACACACUGGACAGAAAUUUCAAUGUGAAAUAUGUGACAAAACAUUUACUCAAAACAGUAAUCUUAAAACGCAUAUGAUUACACAUACCGGAGAAAAGAAAUAUAAAUGUGAUACUUGUGAAAAAUCGUUUUCUCAUAAAACUAUCCUUAAAUCACAUAUGAUUACACAUACUGGAGAAAAGGCAUAUAAAUGUGCAAUAUGCAACAGAGCAUUUGCCUAUAAACAAUCUCUUGAAAUACACGUGAGGACACAUACUGGAGAGAAGAAAUAUCAAUGCAACAUGUGUGAAAAGUCAUUUAAUAUAAGUCGUAAUCUUAAAAGGCAUAUGCUACUACACACAGGAGCGAAGAAAUACAAAUGCGAAGUAUGUGACAAAGCAUUCGCUGAAAAACGUUAUCUUAGUAGACAUAUGAACAUGCAUUCACAAGAAUGUAAAAAUGUGUGUGAAGUCUGUGACAGACGGUUUACUCAAAAAAGCUAUCUUGUUGCACAUAUGUCAAUACAUACAGGAGAGAAGGAAUACAAAUGCCAAAUAUGUGAUAAGCUUUUUGCUCGUCACAAUUAUCUUAAAGAUCAUAUGCUGAUACAUUCAGAAGAGAAGAAAUAUCAAUGCGAAAUCUGUGAUAGACAAUUUGCAACAAAAAGUAGACUUACAAAACAUAUGAAAAUACACACAAAAGAGAAGAAACUAAUGUCGGAUAAUAAUAAAACACCGGUUAAUAACUCAACAUCGACAAAAACAAGGAAAAAUAAACGUCCAGCUACCUCGCCUUUGUUAUCGGACUACACGAGUGUUUCGUGCAAUAAUGUACAUGGAAGUAAUACGUGUGUAGAGACAAAAACAAGUCAGUCAACAAAGAAACAUAGACAGCGGGAUGUGCAAUGUGUAAGUGACUUAGAAAGCUACGAAAACUAUUCUAAUACAUAUUUGACAAUGGCAUUCCCACCACAACCACCGUUCGCCAUGGCUCCAUACAUGACAAGCCCCACCCACUCACAAUUUAAUGGCGGAGCUUUCAACAUCCCUACCCAACCAUCUUGGGCGUCUGAACUCCUAGACGAGGUCAAACAAAUUAAGCAAAAGCUACAGUCAGUUGGUGACACUGUGAGUACUAUAAACUCUAAAAUAACAGCUAUGGAAUCAAAAAUCAACAAUUUGGAUUUGCGUGUCACAGAAACUGAAAAACUUUGUGAAUUUACAGCAGAUAUGAGCGAGAAAAAUACUGCAGAAUUUAAAAAAAAAAACAACUCAGAAAUAAAGCAAAUGAAAAAAUCAUGCCAAUUCUUAGAAAAUGAGACACUUGAAUUGAAAUCACAGAAGGAAAACCUUAACACAAAACUAGUUGAAAAAGAAAUGAAUCAAAUGAGGGACAAUCUUAUGUUCUAUGGCAUUAAAGAAGGAGGAAGUGAUGAAAAUUGUGUAAAUCUAGUAAAAUCAAUAAUGACAGACAAAUUGAAAAUGGACCCGGAAGAAGUAGAAGGAAUUACAAUCGAUAGAGCGUAUCGGAUGGGCAGAAUGACGUCAUCAAAAUCCACCAGACCAAUUGUUGCCAAAUUUCACUACCCUAAAGAAAAGGAUAAGAUAAGAGCAAGAUCGUUUGAAUAUGCUGGAGAUCUUAAUUCGGUAAAAUUGGGGAUUGGCGCACAACUACCAAAACAGCUGCGAGAAGCCAGAAAACCACUUUAUCCUGCAAUGAAGAAAGCGAAAGGUGCUGGAAAACACGUUAGAUUUGUUGGUGAGAAGUUGUUCAUAGAUGGAGAAGAAUAUAUUCCGGAAAUAUUGUUAAAUAGACUUAGCUUGAAACAGGGAGAUCCAAGCUCACCUCUGAUCUUCAUGUUCUUCGUAAAUGACCUUAUAGACAAUAUUAACACUGAUUUAGAAGAAUUGACAAUGCACACUGGAGAAGAAUAUAGAUGUGGACUCUGUGAAAGAUCAUUUGUUAAUGAACAAACUCUUAAAAAACAUAUGAUAAUACACACCAGAGAUAGAAGUUUUCAAUGCGAAAUCUGUGAAAAAUCAUUUUCUUAUCAACAUUAUUUGAAAGAGCAUCUAACAAUACACACAGGAGAAAAACAAUAUGAAUGCAAAAUAUGUGACAAGAAGUUUCCUCGAAAUAAAUCUCUUAAACUACAUAUGACGAUACAUACAGGAGAGAUGAAAUAUCAAUGCAAAAUCUGUGAUCGACCAUUUUCUGUAAAAAGUGCUCUUGACAGACAUAUGAGAGCACACACAGGAGAGAAAAAAUACCGAUGUAAAAUAUGUGACAAAUCAUUUGCUGAUAACCAUACUUUUCAAGGACAUAUGACGAUACACACAGGCUUAGAGAAAUAUAAAUGUGAAAUAUGUGAAAAAUCCUAUUCAUAUUAUACUUCUCUUAAACAACAUAUGGCGAUUCACACUGGACGGAAAGUUCAAUGUGAAAUAUGUGAUAAAACAUUUACUCAAAACAGUAAUCUUAAAACACAUAUGAUUACGCACACCGGAGAAAAGAAAUAUAAAUGUGAUACUUGUGACCAAUCGUUUUCUCAUAAAUCUAUCCUUAAAUCACAUAUGUUUAUACAUACUGGAGAAAAGCCAUAUAAAUGUGAAAUCUGUGACAGAGCAUUUUCUAAUAAACGUGCUCUUGAAAUACACUUGGGGACACAUACAGGAGAGAAGAAAUAUCAAUGCAGUAUGUGUGAAAGGUCAUUUAAUGCAAGUAGUAAUCUUAAAAGACAUAUGCUACUACACACAGGAGAGAAGAAAUACAAAUGCGAAAUAUGUGACAAAGCAUUCGCUCAAAAACGUUAUCUUAGUAGACAUAUGAACAUGCAUUCAGAAGAAUGUAAAAAUGUGUGCGAAAUCUGUGACAGGCGGUUUACUCAAAAAACCUAUCUUGUUGCACAUAUGGCAAUACAUACAGGAGAGAAGGAAUACAAAUGCCAAAUUUGUGACAAGCUUUUUGCUCGACACAAUUAUCUUAAAGAACAUAUGCUGAUACAUUCGAAAGAGAAGAAAUAUCAAUGCGAAUUAUGUGACAGCCAAUUUGCAACAAAAAGUAGACUUACAAAACAUAUUAAAAUACACACAAGUGAGAAGAAUUAAUGAUGGGAUAUCAGCGUUUCAUGUCUAUUAAAAUGUAAAUACGUUCUCUUUGUAAGACCAUUUUCUCAAUAACGAUAUUUUCAUGAUAAAUGACAACUGUAAAUUGUAACAUUACAUUGUGUGAAAAAAGUUUUCAAACAGUAUCUUUGUAAGUCUCUUUUAACUCCAGUAGGACGUGGCUAUAGUGUCUUUAUUUAUGACUCAUGAAAGAAGACUAGUGAAAUAAAUUGUUACGAAACCUCGAAGGAGUUUGGUGGUCAAGGCCACGCGUUGUUAAUAUGAAAUAUAUACACAUUUUAUUAUGUAAACUUCUAAAGUUAUAGUAAAAAUGAAAAUGGUUUUGUUUAUGAUACUAUCAUGGUGAUGAUGACGAUGAUAUUGAUAAUGAUGAUGAUGAUGUAUGAAAGAAGACUUGUAAAAUUAAUUAUGUUUAUUACGGUAGGACACAUAUGUAUGGUGGUCAGAACCAGGUUCUGUUAGUAAUGCAUUAUGUACAAAUUUGAUAAAUAAAUUCCUAAAGUAAGAGUAAAAUGAAAAUUAUUAUGGUUAUUCAAUAAUAACUUUAUAGCACGAUGA